Molecule: messenger RNA, 1836 nt
Organism: Nematostella vectensis (starlet sea anemone)
Lineage: Eukaryota; Metazoa; Cnidaria; Anthozoa; Actiniaria; Edwardsiidae
Product: 5-hydroxytryptamine receptor 1B
Exons: 2
Coding region: 325-1425 (366 amino acids)
Biological process (GO): G protein-coupled receptor signaling pathway
Cellular component (GO): membrane
Molecular function (GO): G protein-coupled receptor activity
Source: RefSeq, a predicted model, not a curated record
UUAGAUGGUAUUCGAAUUCAUUAGACAUAGAGACAUUCAGAAAACCUUGAUGCGUUGAUGGCUCGUGGGGAGAGUGGGCAAAAAUUCAAACAAACUCGAUCCUUUGGUUUCGAAGAAAAAGUAGUCCAGCGCUUGUGAUCAAAAUAAGGAUAAAUUAAGGAUCAAUUAAUCCUUAAGUCCUGAAAGUGAGGCAAGUGAAAAGUGAUGAGAAGCAAGUCAUUGAUAGAUUGAGAUCAAUGAUACAAAGAAAAGUAUAGGAACCAGACGAAAAAUUCCAUAAAAAUAUAUCCGGAUAAAAGAAAAGUUUGAGAUACUGCGGAAACAAUGGCAGGUUCAGAGGAUUUACAGCGUUUUUCUAACGCAAGUUCAUUAUCCAAGAACGGCAAUCGGACGGGCUCGUUUUCGCCCCCGUCCGAAGAAACACUGUUAACCAUAUUUAUUUUUCUUGUCCUUCUGGGACUGUCAAUCGUGGCUAUGAACUCCCUCGUAAUAGUGCUUGUUCAUAAGAAUCGAUUUCUCCGAACUACGAUGAACUAUUCGUUAGUCAGCCUCGCAUUAUCGGAUCUGCUAUCUGGACUUGUGGCGAUCCCGCUGAUCACCCUCUGUAACUAUACACACGACAACUAUGUGUGUACGGCCAUGGACUUGACAAGCAGGUUCCUUUGCCUCUCCACGAUUCUACAUUUGCUAAGCAUUGCACUUGAGCGAUAUAUCUUCAUUGUGCAUAAACUUAACACUGAGGUUGUUACACCUAUAAUUGUGUACCUACUUCUAUCGUGCAUUUGGUUGUUUUCCCUAGCGAUUACUCUUGUACAACUGGUAUGGAUCGACGUUGACGCCGCGAACCUUACGAAACCUGGAAUGGCUUACACGGAGAUGAUCUACAAUGCUGUAUUCGUGUUCGUUCUGGUAUUCCUUCCCAUCCUCUUCAUUAUCUACUCUUAUGUGCGGAUCUACAUCGUACUGCGAAAAACAAACAAGACCAUCACAAAACAGGAAAACUGCAUUCAAUCAGAGAUUGUAAAAAUAACGCGUGCCCGGUUCCGACAGGUAAAAGAAAAGCGAGCUUUAUUCGUGUUUAUUGGAAUGUUUUUUAAUUACGCACUCGGUUGGUUUCACUACUUUAUCGGCGGACUCAACAGAGACAUUACGGAUGUUGGAGGAAGCCUAAUGCCCCCUGUACCCUUUUGGUUGGAUAUUGUGUUUCUGUACGCAAGAUUCUUAACAUCUCUCAUCAACCCACUACUGUACACAUUCUUCAAAAUGGAUUUCAAGCAGGCGAAGCAAUCGUUUUUAAGAAAAAUAUGUUCUAGAGAGCGAGCCAGAGAGCAAGCGGAAGACACAGAGCUACAGGGCUGGUGGAAAGGCUUGAAAAGGAUUUCUUUUGCAAGAAGUAGUCAAACAACAUUGACAACUACACUUUAAUGUGAGUUUCCUUGACAACAGUGGCGGAUUCAUAUAGGAGUUCGGCUCCAGUGCCCCCUCUUUAAUUUUAGCCAACGUUUCACGUAUGCAAGCAGUCUAAUAUUGCAUGCAGAACGAAAGCGGGCGAUAAAAGUAGAUAAAAAGAUCUUGCUCUAAGUAUUGAUGGUGAGCCUUGAAACAGAGAGCGCAGAAGAACGUCAGGCGCGUCACAGGGGGGUGCGCAUCCCCCCCCCUUGGCGGCCAAAAAGUUGGUCAUUCCUUAUUAGGGAAUCUUCAAAUACUAUGCUUUUCCGUAUGAUACCAAUCCUGGGUACUUGCCUGGCAGAGUGUGCUUAGAGGGUGAUUCCGAGAACAAAAAGAAAACUAAACCUCGCAUCAUCACUAGACUCUAGGGAUUCUCUCUCGCAAGAA